Corvus hawaiiensis (hawaiian crow) is the source of this 8670-nucleotide messenger RNA. It is a transcript of the gene VCAM1, whose product is annotated as vascular cell adhesion molecule 1. NCBI's taxonomy places the organism in Eukaryota, Metazoa, Chordata, Aves, Passeriformes, Corvidae. The record is from RefSeq and is a predicted model, not a curated record. The transcript is spliced from 9 exons. The coding region runs from base 6307 to 7854 and encodes 515 amino acids. Gene Ontology annotation, biological process: cell-cell adhesion. Gene Ontology annotation, cellular component: membrane. Gene Ontology annotation, molecular function: integrin binding.
GUCACCGCCCGCCGGGCAGCCGAGCGGCCUCGGCCCCCGCCCCGGUAGCGCUUCUUCCUCUGCACAUUGUCCUGUUGCUCCUUUCUGACCCCGUGCACUUCUUGCUCGCUCCCUCUUCCACCGCACAGCUGGGCAGCACCGGGUGCUUUCCCAAGGCACCGGGACGGACACUGGGGUGGGAUCUCCCCCGCCCGUGCCCUCAGCCCCGCUCCCGGCACGGCUGCUGUCCACCCCCGGGAGCCGGCCAGGACUCCAGCCAAAGCGGUGGAUUUAGGAAUCUGGGAUAACCGGUAAAUAUGGCAACGCACGUAACUGUUGUUAUGCUCUAAAGAUUUCUGUAUGAGACAGGCACAUAGACAGCUCUUUUUGAGACGUACUGCAAGUUUGUUUCUAUAAAAUCGAUGUAAUUCUUUCAGCAUUUAAAGUAGUUCUUUGAAGUGAGCUCCCUGAACACAAGGUUCAUUUGUGAAGAACUGGCAGGUGUCUCAUUACACACACACUCACACACAGACACCGGGAGCUGCUUCCUUUCCCCCAGCAUACCUGAUCUCUGUACUCCAUACAAGACCCUCCUUCAGCUUUCUCUGACAAACUUCAGGAUGAUGCUAUCUGUGGAAACUGUUAAAAACAAAAACAUAUGCAACUUUGUGGUGAUCUGGUUUGGAUAUUUUGUUUUGAAAGCUCUUUAAGGCCUGUUUUAACAAAGGCCUCUGCCCAUGGGUACUCAAUAAAAUACAGUGCAAUAUGAAGACUGGUAUUGUCCAUCUAACCUUGUCACCUGUUCAGUUACCAGUUUGUUGUGCUUCUCUUAAAUAUAUUAUUGCAGAAGUAUGAUUUCACAGCCUCUGCCAGAUACAAAAUAACAGAUUCUGUGCGGCAUUUGGAAAGGAGACAGCUCCUCGCACCAAAACUGCGGUGGUGAGUGCUGAAGGCCCAUUCCUCUCAGGAAUGGUCUUUAAAUCCUUGUAUUUCCUUCUCUUUUGCUUGACUUCCUCCUUCUUCUUUGACAACACGGUUGCUCUUGUUCUCAUGGUGAUGAUACUUAGUGCUGUGUUUGCCUUUUGACACAAACGACUGGAAGAAGGUGGUUGUUUUCUGAAUCCAUGGGCAUCUGCAAGCAGUAUCACCUAAAUUGUGCUGUCUUGAGAAGAAUGGACUCAUGGGAACAUAGGAAACUUUGUCACAACAAGAGUUUGUUGCACUGGGUGACACAAACUUAGCAGCUCUCAGGAAGAUAUUUUAAUGAUGGGAUAAGAACAAGGAAAAGACUUGUGUGAUGGGUAAUAACAUAAAAGGCCCUUUGGCCAUAUUUUAUGAUGCCCUACACACUUUGCUCGCUUUACUUGAUGGGGUUUGAGUUUCCACAGAAAAUGCUUUAAGAGAAAGGGAAUAAUUUAAUUUUUUCCCAUGACUGGGACCUGUUAGGUAUCUGUGAUACAGUGAUGUGUCUAAAAGCCCCAUGCCAAUACUGUUUCCCUCCAUAAAAAAAAUCUCCAUCAUCACGGAAGAGAUACUUAUUAAGGUCAGGAUUUGAAAAACACAAGGAACAAAGGCCUCAAAAGGAUUUUUAAUUGAUAUCCUGAAAAUGUAUGAACAUCUUGAAAACAGCUUUAGCUACUUGCAAGGACCUGUGGAAAAGUAAGAGAAGUUUUGUAGAGCCUGAGGCUUACAGAAAACUUGUUCCUUCAUCUUGGAGACAGUGUUCUGAGUGACAGCAUCAGAAUGAUAGGGAGGGCCUGUAAGGAAAUAUUGAACAUAGAAGAUAUGCAAGAUUUAUUUUAUUAACACUGUGCACAUAUCUUGGAGAGUGAAGGAGCCACUAUAUCCUUGUUGUAAUAUCUCAUCCUAAUCGCAGUGGCUGUGCUUUAGCUUUCUUUGUGUAGCAAAUGGAGAAGAAAAACUGUUUCAACCUCACCUAUCCCAAUAUUGGAGAAUAUUCUGGUUCACUUCCAAAAUAAAGCUCAACCAAGGGCCACCUGAGGGUAAGACCCUGUUCAACUAUAAAAUAAUCCUUAGGCUGGAACCCACAGAAGAAUGUAUAUUGCCACCUCCCACCAUGGCUAGAAGAACUCAAGACACUUGGUGAAGUUCAAUACUGGGCCCAUAAGCAAAAAAAACCCCCAAACUCUAAAAUAAAAACUUAGACAACUCCUCUCCCCUGUUUUUGGCUAUGGAACACGUUAGUCUGGAAUUAAAGCAAUAACAGGUUUCAGAAUUCAAUGUCCAAACCAUCAGAUAACUGGAACUUCUGGGCUUCUUCCCUUGUAAAAUAGCAUGCAAGUUAAAUCUGAAAUGCCUGUAUUUUAUAUAGACUACAUUUUAAAUGCAAGCAUGUAUAAAAAUGCUAUGAUGUACAAAACUCCAGACAGCUAUCCUUAUGCUAUGCAUCAAUUCCAGAAAACAACUGGAAAUCCCUUGGAAAGUUUGAUGUAAUUACAUCUGACUGUAAAUCUUUGACUGUUUCAAUAUACUCAGGUGACCUAAAUAGCAUUACGCAGAAAAAAAAUUAAUUUAAAGUAAUUAAGAAAGAGUAUUUGUCUCAAGAUCAGUUUCUCUGAGAAAUUACUGCUCUGAAAAGUCCUGUAUGCCUUGUUCUACAGCCAUAAUCGUUGUAUUUCCACAUUGUAAAUACUCCAUGGUAAAUUGCAAUGGAAGCUUGGCUUGGCUUAAGUUCUCCUGGCUCUGUGGUACUGCUUCUUGGUUAAGAAAAUGGAUCUCAUUCUCAGUUUUUGUCAUUCUAUGCUUUACUUUUAUAGAUGAUUUAUACAUGUCCUCUGCUAGUUUAAUGGUGACUUUUUUUCGAUGUGAAUUUCUGUCAUGCUCAAACAACUAAUUUACAGACACAAGGGAUAUGUUGCCAAUUGUCCUUUAAAAUGUCUCAACCAAACAGUAUUUCAAGAGGUGUAAGUGAAGAUGAUGGAAAAUCCUGUCAGCAAUUCUAAUGAGGUUUUGUUGAACUGAGUUGCUCCUUUUCUCUGGUGUUGUGCCAAGCAAGUUGUCUGAGCAUGGCCUAAAGCUGCCCUUCCUAGACUGGCUUGCAUUGACAUGUAUUAGCUGGCUUCAUGUGCAUUAGAUGGGAGGUGUGAGCUCAUUAAAACGUUGAAUUUAUGUUGCAGUAGUGAUACAGUAGUGCAGAUCAGCCACAUUGCUCAUGUGCAAUAGUUGCCUAUUCCUUUGCUAUUUUCUCAGGGCUUCUGGAAACAGGAGCAUGUAGGAGAUAGUAAUAGGCUGGAUGAAUUGUGGCCAGUUGCACUGAUGUGCUUGGAAAGUGCCAUUUGGUGUAUUAUGGCCCAAAUAAAUCUGCCACUCAGUUUGUGGAUUGCCCAUGCAGAAAUAUAUGGGAAUCUGCUUUUUGAAAGUAAAAUUGUGAUGCCUCAAAAUAACACCGUAAGGCAUGGGUUAUUUGUGAAAAUUGCUUGUAGAGGGUGUUCCUGAAGUUAUAGUUUGGAUUCAAUCUUUUGAAGUUACCCUUGAUUUACAAUAGUUAUAAAAGGCCGUUAUAAAGAGCAGCUUUGCAGAAUUAGGUAGCUACAACAGUAGGAGUCUCCACCAAAACUGGGCAAUCAUUGCCCUCAAUAAAGGUCUGUAAAAAAGUACAGGCAGCAAAGCGAAGCUGGGAAAUCAUGACAAGGGGAGAUGAAGAUGGCAGGACAGGGGCACUAAUAGUUUGAUCCUGAGAGAGAACACAGAGAAAAAUCUGGAAGCCAGAAGAGGCCUGGGAUUAUGAUAAAAUUACCCAUCUCAGAUUCUUUGAUUCUUUAUAUGUGAGGAAAUAGAAUUCUAUGCUUUUCUUAAUAAAUAAAAGCAUGCAAUUGUAUUCUCAAUUUCUUCCUUUAACAAAGCAUUCCAUACACCAGCAAAUUUUCUUUAAACUCUGAAAUCAAAAAAGACUAAAGGUGUGAGUUGUGUCAGCAUUCUUGUGGAGACUGCAUUCAGCAGCAGUACUGGACUGACAAGCAGAGAUAAUAUCUUAGCUAACCUCCAGAUUCAGUCAGCCAUAAGCACACUCUGAACCUUUUUUUUCUAACUACCAAGUUGAUGCUAUUUUUAAAAAAACCCACAUACAGAUUAUUUUCAAAUGAAGACAUUUAAGUGUAGCAUUUCAUUAAAGAAAAAAGUGACAACAUAUACUUUAGCUUUCUAUUUCAUCUUAAAUCACAUAACUAGAUUAUUGCAAUAUUCUUUAAAUUCAGAAGUCCCUUUCUCAAAUGGCAGCGAAAAUAGCUUUUCUCGUGACUGUUUAACUUCUAAGAAAGCUACUUUUUUUUUGCUCUUUUAUGUCAAUCCUUCCCAUGCACUGUCAUCAUUUUACCAGGGUAAUAGUCUAUUUUCUUUCCUUCUCUUUCCCUUUCUUCAGUAUCUUCUGUAAUUUUCUUCACUAAGGGAAAAGUUCUUAAUUCUGCUGAUCAGGGCACAACUGCUUGAGCAGUGUAAGUUUUGGGAGACAAUUGUAAACUAAGACUAAAGAAAUGAUGGACAAAUCCCACAUACAUAAAUUUCUGUUUAAAGAAUGAGUAAGUAUUGAAGUUGGGCUUUUCCUGUGUAGGGCAGUGGAGAAAUUCUGUGUCUAUAUUUACAGAUACUUGCAUUUGAGUAAGGCUGUGUAAAAAAAAAGGUAAUAUGAAAAAAAAAUCCAAAAAUGAGUUGAAGGCUGGAGAAAAAAACCUUUGUGGUUUAAGAGUUCAAUAUUAGUAACUUAGCAAAAGUGACAUCAUUACAGAAUAUGCACCUUUAUGCAGGUAUUCAAUCUAUUACCAUACAUGGUGAUCUAACAAUCUCUUCUGGUGUGGAAAACGUGACUUUACAGGAAAAUAGCUCUGCUUUAAGAGUGUGGGCCACCUUGUCUGUUUAUUGUCAAGGAGUUCAAUAUGAUAAGGGUCCCUUUGGAGCCUGCCCUACAAAAAGUCUGGGUGGAUAUUAAUGAAACUAAAGACCUGGAAACAAUCCCGAGAAAAAACCACUUGUGGCUGCCUUCUUGCCUGUAGCUUUGUGGGUUUCUGAAGAGGCAUAAUAACCACUCCAGGAAGGUUGUCUGUUUGGUGUUUAGGGAAAACUAGGUUGUCUAACCUGCAACCCCAAACAUCAAACUUGUUAUGAGUUUAAAGCCAAGCUUUUGAGAGUUGUUCAGAAGGAAAGCAAACUGCCAGUUGGAAGGGGAGCUCAAGCCAAUCAAGGGAGCUGUGUAGCACCACAGACUUCACCAGGCUGAACUUACCCUCUUGUAAGGCAAUGGAUUGAAAUAACGAAUAAUAAAAAUGUGCCUCUGCCAAAAUUUUUCAUCAUUCUUUAAAUGUCUUUUUUUUCUGUACUUCUGUGAGAUCCACCCCUGCUUCCAAAGUUUUUCUGCUGCUGUAGAAUUGACAGCUGAUGAAAACCAUAAUUAGUAUUAAUUACUAAAGAAGCGCAAAGGAAGGAAGAGUAAGUCUCAUCCUUAUUGGACGGAAUCAGCUCUGGUGGUUCAACAACCUAGGCACACAGAACAGGAACAGAGCACCUGUUAUUGAAAAGCUCCCCUUAAGACCAAAGAUGCCUUGUGUUCAGGCUGUCUUCACCUGCUGUGUGAGAGUCUCAGGGAAGAAUUAAAAGCACAGCUAUGUUUCAGGUGAGAGCUGCAUCCCCCCUGAUCUGUUCUGAAAUUGAUGAUGUGAUGGAGGUAUAAUGUCAGUUGCAAAGCAACAAAGUGAGCAUUAGCAACAGAAGAAAACUGUGAAAGGGAGAGCCUGAGAGACAAAAAUGAUGAAUUGAAAAAUAGUCAGUUUUGUAAAACAUUUUGCAAACUUUGCUUCAUGCUUGUUCCAUAUCCUCUGUUUUCUUCUGACCCCUUUGUCUGCCUUGCCUCUGUGUACCAUAGUGCUGAGAUAGCCAGUUCCUCAGCCUAGAACCUCUGACCCUGACUUUGAUGUCAUUUCAUUAAACACUGUUUCUAUGAUUCUCUAUAAACUUUGCAUCUUCCAUUCUAAGGUUCAGUGAAAUGGCUGUAGCAGUGUUGUCGCUGUGGAGACAGGAGCACCAAGGUUUGAACAGAGUUAGUAACCAGGAAUGUUGUGAAGAUAUGAAACUCCGUGUAAGAGAAUUUGCUUAAAAUCUGACUGAAUUCACCCUCAUAUACCUCUGGAAGUUUCUGUGCCUGGAUCCUGAUGGUCAUGCAGAUCCCAAGUCACCAUGCUACUGAUAUCCUGAGUACUGAAAGGCACUACAGAGGGACAUCCAUGUGCUUCAUGACUGAAGGGCAGGAAGGAUGUCGGAAACAGGGAAGUGACUGGUCUACAAGUGCAUUGGAGAGCUGCUGCUGUUAAAGCUUUUGAAAUGGAGAUUAUACCUGCUAAGAGAAUUGUUGCACAGAUUGGAGACACACUCAUACUCACAUGCAAUACUACUGGCUGUGCAUCACCAAGUUUUUCCUGGAGAACACAUUUGGACAACCCCCUUGGAGGAAAAGUCAGCAACCACAGGACAUAUUCUACACUGACUAUGAAUCCAGUUAGCAGUGUGAAUUCUCAUGCUUAUCUUUGUACUGUCACAUGUGAUGAGAAAGAGAAAAAAGAGAAGCAGGUCCAAGUUGAACCUUACUCUUUCCCCAGUGAUCCUAUCAUUGAGAUCCGCUCAUCCUUAGUUGCUGGAGAACCAGCCACUGUCAUCUGUCAAAUUCCUGAUGUGUAUCCCUCUAAUGGCCUGGAAGUUUUCCUAAAGAAAGAUGAGUAUGUUCUUCAUGAGAAAAAUUUCUUUGAAGAUGGCAGCACAAAUACAGAGACCAAAAUUGUGACAUAUACAUUUCAUCCUGUGGCUGAAGAUAUUGGGAAAGAGAUUACCUGUGUGGCCAGGUUACUAAUUCCUGAUAUGGAAUUUGAACCCAAAGAAAGAACAUCUUCUCAGAAACUUAAUGCAAAUUUUGGUCCACAAAAUACUAUCAUUACUGCAUCUCCAGGCAACUCACCAAUGGAAGGAGACUCUCUAAACCUUACUUGUGUGACUCAGAGUAACCCACCACCACAAAUAGUUUGGAAUAAAUAUUCGGCUGAAGAAAGCAUUCAGCAUCUGACAAAUAACAAUGUUCUUUCUAUUCCCCAUGUCCAUUUCAAUGAUUCAGGACUGUAUAUCUGUGAAGUAAUUAAUCUGGUAACCAAUAAAACAGAGAAAGCAACUGUGGACAUUAUUAUACAAGGUGCUCCAGUCAUUACAAAAUUCUCCAUUGAACCUUCUACAACAGUUAAAGAAGGAGAAAAUGUUUCCAUACAAUGUUCUGCUGAAAGUAGCCCUCCUCCCAAGAUUAUUUUAAGGAGAAAAUCUGACAACGCAGACAUGGGGCCUGACAGUGCCAGGAGUAUCCUUCUUCCAUCUGUGACAUUCCAAAAUGGAGGAGACUAUGAAUGUAUAGCAGAAAAUAAGUUUGGGAACAGUAGAAGUGAAAUCACACUUAAUGUGAAAUAUGGACCAAAGAACACAAUGAUCACUGUUAUCCCUACUGCUGCUCUUAAAGAAGGAGAAACUGUGACAAUGAAAUGUACUAGUUCUGGUAAUCCAGCUCCUGUGAUCUCCUGGAAGAAAAAGAAGGCCACUGGGGAAUCUGAGAAAAUUUUUAGAAAUGCGACUUUAACUAUACAGAACUUGAAAAGUCAAGAUCUGGGGCUUUAUGAAUGUGAAGCUUAUAAUCCAUUUGGCAAGGAAGAAAAAUCUGUGAAAUUACAUGUUCAAGCAAGAUUGGAAGAACCAGAUCAGAUGAUACCAUUGAUUAUUGCAUUCUCAUCUGUAGCAGCAGUAGCAGUACCUGCAGUUGCAAUUUUGAUCUACGUGUCAAGGCAAGCAAAGAUCAAUGGAUCCUACAGUCUUGUAAAAGCACUCAGGUUGAAAGUGUGAUCAUGUGAAUACAAGUCUUUAGUUGAUAAUAAGCACAUUUAUUUAUUGCUGUGACUGGUUCUACUCUUCUGUAACAUAUGGUAACAAACAAGUGACUUAAGAACAGCACCAUGUGAUAGCAAAUGGAUUUUUUUUUUCAUGUUUUGAGAAGUGUUUUGGUAUUUAAAUUAAAGGAAGAGCUAGAAUCCUAUCCUACAAAUUGGUAAAUCACUUCUGUGUUGAAGCAUGCUGAACAAAGAGCUCUGUGAAGAACUAGGUUUGUACAUAGUGUAUAAUUUGUGUCAUAAAUAUGUUCAACUAAAUAUCAGUUUGUAAAACUGAAGUCUUGUUGCAACUGUACAGAGUAAUUUUGUUAAUUCAAAGAUAUAAAUGAAUAUUUCUUGAGCUGAUCAGGUGAUUUUUAUUUUGUAUUACUCUGCAGUACGAAUGUUUUUUAUAUAAUUUGUCUGUUUGUGGUAAUGUUUGGAAAAUGUUCUCUUUUCACUGAUAUUGCCAUAAACUGCAUCUUCAAUGAAGUUAUGCAAUCACUGGGCUAUGCAUUUCUAACAAAUUUAAACUAAUUUAAGACUUCGAGGCUCAUUUGUGAAAUGUUUUAUUUUAAAUAUUAUUCAAAAAAUGCCUGGGGUUAUAAUCUAGUAAAUUCUAGGACUGCCAAGGUAUUUUUGUAGGCUUUGAUCAUUCUUAGAUCAAUGUCAGAAUUCUGUUAUUUUGUGAUGAGCCAAAUCAGACUCUUCUUGUAAAAUCUAAGCUGAUUUUAAAUAUACUUUACCAAUUUCCACUGCAAAAUAAAACUGCCAGUAGAUUUCUUUGACUAAA